GGGAUGGUCUGCUGGUGUCAUGCUUUGGCAAUAUACUUUGGAUACCUCCGGCUCUAUUAUCGGACAAUUGGCUCCUGCUGUUUCCGGCUCUAGCAGCGGUGGCACUACUACUACUACCACCAAGCCCGCCACUACUACCACUACCACUACCACCAAGGCUACCACCACCACCACCACCACCAAGGCUACCACCACUACCACCAAGGCCACCACUACCACCACUACCACCACUGCUUCAGCCACUGCUACUGGCUCAUGCACUGCAAGUAACAAUGGUGCCAUGAACUGCAUAGCAGCUGGUACCAGCGCCCAAUAUCAGACUUGUGUUAAUGGUGGAUGGGUUACCCAAGCUUGUGCUUCCGGUACCGUUUGCAAAAUGAACGGUGCUUCUAUCUACUGCGACUAUCCUUAGAUGUGGAAAAAAAAUUUAUAGUAUUUCAAAUCACAGUAAUAAAUUCUUCUUAUUUAUGUUUGCAUAAUUCAUAUCGAUGAUUGAAAUGAGAACGUUAUGAGCGGCGACUGCUUGAAAGAAACAAGAGUUCAUACAAGAGUUACGUUGAAUGCCUUUGAAUAAUCACCGUCAUUGUAGAAUUCAGCAUGGAUGCUUCUUAGAAUCAAUAGCUAAUGUCCCUAAGAACACCCACCCCGUUCGAUUACCAAGGUACUUUUCAGGUUUUUUUUUUUCAAUUGGGAGACUCAGAGCACUCGUGACCUUGAUUGAGAAAUGGGCCAGCUACAAUGUGCUGCGCUGGUAAGCUAACCAUUUUGUGGGUUUUCAAAUGGGAAAAAAGUUUCUGUUGUGUUUGUGCUACCGCCAGUGCAUUUCCACCGGCUUUCCCCUGUAAAAGCCGGUGGCUUUAAGCACCAGCUAAGUUUAUCAUCAAUGGACAGUCUUUCAAUAUUGUUUCAAC
Molecule: messenger RNA, 911 nt
Organism: Umbelopsis ramanniana AG
Lineage: Eukaryota; Fungi; Mucoromycota; Umbelopsidomycetes; Umbelopsidales; Umbelopsidaceae
Exons: 1
Coding region: 20-412 (130 amino acids)
Source: RefSeq, a predicted model, not a curated record